AUGAUCCAGCAUUCUUCAGAAUAUAUGACAUUAUCACCUCAUAAUGGAGCGGAACUGCUUAUUUUUAUGUACAACAUGAAUCAAGCUUACCUCUUAUGUCAUUAUAAAAUAUCUGAUGUGGAAAUAAUGGAAUAUCCAAGUGUUCGCUCGAGGCUACUGAAUUUCAUAUGGAAAUAUAUUUUAUGA
Brugia malayi is the source of this 186-nucleotide messenger RNA. RefSeq lists its product as uncharacterized. The record is from RefSeq and is a predicted model, not a curated record. NCBI's taxonomy places the organism in Eukaryota, Metazoa, Nematoda, Chromadorea, Rhabditida, Onchocercidae. The transcript is spliced from 2 exons. Bases 1 to 186 code for a protein of 61 amino acids.